This is a messenger RNA of Coregonus clupeaformis (lake whitefish), 2984 nucleotides long. Its product is annotated as polypeptide N-acetylgalactosaminyltransferase 1. The transcript is spliced from 16 exons. Lineage: Eukaryota; Metazoa; Chordata; Actinopteri; Salmoniformes; Salmonidae. Gene Ontology annotation, cellular component: Golgi apparatus. The record is from RefSeq and is a predicted model, not a curated record. Bases 1063 to 2736 code for a protein of 557 amino acids.
GUCAUUGGGUGCGAUGCUGCCUCUGGCUGCUCUGCAAGAGACAGCAGCCGGACUGACUGCCGCAGGGGCUCUCUGAACCCGAGCGGACUGCUGCCUACACACAGAGGCUACCAGCUCUCAUUCUCGGCUAAAUUGCUCCGCCGUCACGCACUGACCUAACAGUAAACGAUGUUUUCAAUGGACGCCGUUUCGCACGACAUGUUUUAAGUCGCAGUUUUCGACCGUGGAAAUUCCCCCUUCUUCUCGGAUUAUUUUUUGAGGUACAACUGUGAUCUCUUCAUCACACAUCGACUGGAGCAGAGCCAGCCACUCCAUUUGCUAGCCGCAUGCGAACGUCUCGUCGUUGGCAGUUAGCUUGGUAACGUUAGUCGAUGUGUCUAGCUUUCUGGAGGUUUAGUUUCCAUAAUACUGGAUUUGGUUUUCAGUUGCCUUUGGCAUCGAGCUAGCUUUAGAUUGUGUAUCGUUUUAAACACCAUUAGGUAGCUAAAGCUGGCUAGCUAGUGUACGUGUUAUAACAAGCCAGGGAGAUUUUGGUCGUCAAAGCACAUCUGACUGGCACGAGAGCAGCAGGGGGUUCGUUGGGAUACGAAAUGCGACUCGCUAAAUAAUCAAGGUUACACAGGAGAAACCACAUACAUUUCUCAGUUUUCAUUCAAAAGAUUACCAUUCAGAUGACCUUGAGCCAGAUAUCCUCCAGUCCUCUCUCCUUCCUAAUAGACAGAGUGGCAGAGCCUCCAGUGUCCUCAACAGUGAUAGAGAGAGUGAAAAGGAGAAGCAACAUAUCUUCUGCAGGAUGGAAACACACAGCUGGGCCCAGUUUCACUCCAGUCCCCUCCUGACAAUUCUUGGGGAGCUAGCAAUAUCUGUUCCUCUUCAUCAGACAACAGCUGGAGUUUUUACAAGAGGCUAUGUUUACGUCGUAGAGAUAUGCAGGCCUUCAUCACAAGGGGCAGCAUGUUUGAGUGACAAGCUAAGGAGGAAGUGGGAUCUCUGAAGCGCCUCCCCCUGCUGGUGGAGUCCCUGAACAUCUGGACCAGAGACCCCUUUACACAGCAGGACAGGAUGCGGAGGUUUGCCUACUGUAAGGUGGUGCUGGCCACCUCCCUGGUGUGGGUGAUGUUGGACAUGUUCAUCCUGCUCUACUUCAGCGAGUGUAACAAGUGUGAUGACAAGAGGGAGAGGGGCCUGCCAGGCAGGGACGAUACAGUAUUGCGGCCCAGGGAUGGUCCAGGAGAAGGAGGUAAACCUGUGGUGAUUCCUAAAGAGAACCAGGAGAAGAUGAAGGAGAUGUUUAAGAUCAACCAGUUUAACCUGAUGGCUUCUGAGAUGAUCGCUUUCAACAGAACCCUGCCUGACGUACGCCUGGAGGGCUGUAAGAAUAAGCUGUAUCCAGACGAUCUGCCUCGUACCAGUGUAGUGAUCGUGUUCCACAACGAGGCCUGGUCCACUCUGCUGCGGACCGUACGCUCUGUCAUAGACCGCUCCCCCAGGUCUCUGUUGGAGGAGGUAGUUCUGGUGGACGACGCUAGUGAGAGAGACUUCCUGAAGCGUCCAUUGGAGCAGUAUGUAAGGAGGAUGGAGGUUCCAGUCAGAGUGGUGAGGAUGGAACAGAGGUCUGGACUGAUCAGAGCUCGACUGAAAGGAGCCUCACUCUCCACCGGACAGGUGAUCACGUUUCUAGACGCUCACUGUGAGUGCACCAUUGGGUGGCUGGAACCUCUGCUGGCCCGCAUCAAACUCGACAGGAAAACGGUGGUGUGUCCCAUCAUCGACGUGAUCAGUGAUGACACGUUUGAGUACAUGGCUGGUUCUGACAUGACCUACGGAGGCUUCAACUGGAAGCUCAACUUCCGCUGGUACCCCGUACCCCAGAGAGAGAUGGACCGCCGCAAGGGAGACCGCACUCUGCCUGUCAGGACUCCUACCAUGGCCGGUGGGUUGUUCUCUAUAGACAGAGAUUAUUUCCAGGAGAUAGGGACGUAUGACGCAGGUAUGGACAUUUGGGGAGGAGAGAACCUGGAGAUCUCCUUUAGAAUCUGGCAGUGCGGGGGGACGUUGGAGAUCGUGACUUGUUCUCAUGUGGGUCACGUGUUCCGGAAGGCCACGCCCUACACGUUUCCAGGGGGAACGGGUCAGAUCAUCAAUAAGAACAACAGACGCCUGGCUGAGGUCUGGAUGGACGAGUUCAAAAACUUCUUCUACAUCAUCUCCCCUGGUGUGACGAAGGUGGACUAUGGUGACAUCACGUCUCGCUCCUCUCUGAGACAGAAGCUGCAGUGUAAACCUUUCAGCUGGUACCUGGAGAACGUCUAUCCUGACUCCCAGAUACCACGACACUACUACUCACUGGGAGAGAUCCGUAACGUGGAGACUAACCAGUGUCUGGACAACAUGGCCCGGAAGGAGAAUGAGAAAGUUGGCAUCUUCAACUGCCAUGGCAUGGGAGGAAACCAGGUGUUUAGCUACACGGCCAAUAAAGAGAUCAGGACAGAUGACCUGUGUCUAGACGUGUCCAAACUCAACGGUCCUGUCAUGAUGCUCAAGUGUCACCACCUCAAAGGAAACCAGCUCUGGGAGUAUGACCCCAUGAAGUUGACCCUGAUCCACGUCAACAGUAACCAGUGUCUGGACAAGGCCAGUGAGGAGGACAGCCAGGUGCCCAGCGUCAGAGACUGCACACACACUCGCUCUCAACAGUGGCUGCUGCGCAACGUCACGCUGCCUGAGAUCUUCUGACCGCCGUCCACAUACACACUGACGGAGAGAGAGCGAGAGGGGGAAGAAGGGACAGAGUCCACACUGAAUGGGAUGAAGCAGGCUGUCUCUGGACCCUUCUAUGGCGGCUAGGUGAGAGGGAACGUGUUUGGACUCACUGGAGGAGAGACUCAUACUUUUAAAGACAGACUGGUAAUGUUUUAAAGAGAGAGAGAGAGACCUGCUCCUGGAGAGACAUGUUGUUAAAGAGAGAGAGAGAGACUCACAGA